This is a messenger RNA of Effrenium voratum, 2228 nucleotides long. Lineage: Eukaryota; Dinophyceae; Suessiales; Symbiodiniaceae. The record is from the annotation of a GenBank genome assembly.
AGGGUUUGCAAAGCACACAUAGAAGUCAUCAGGAGCGGUGUCACCCAAAAGCCCAAGAGGCAAAUUCGGGAUGUAUGCAGUGGGCGCGCUUACUGCCUACUUGGACGCAGCAAUGCUGCCAAGGCCGGCAACGCGUUUGCGAGCUCUCCGCCUUUUUGUCCUUCAUCAAGCAGCAUUUUUCCGGUGUUUGUCAUGACGUUCUGGAGUCAGUGUUUUUCGACCAGAACGGCCAGGUGAUGGACUUUCCUUGCAGCCUGGUUGUUCUGCACAAUGAUUCGCAAAGGAACUUGCACUUGAACCGGCAUAGUCCUAUUGUGCAACGGCUGCGCUGCUUUGGGCAUGAACAGCUACAAGACAUUUUGGACAUCAUGUGGUGCUCUGGUGUUUGGCCAUCAUUUACCCAGCUUCAGAUAUCCGAACGCCGGCUUCAUCCAACAUGCCUAAUGUGUGGACGACUGGUUUGCGGCCCUCACAAGCAGAUGGUGCAGCCCUUGCCAUCCGGGCCUGUGCGAAGGCUUCAGGACGGCACUCCAUUCUUAAAGCUAAAUCCCAAUCGAAUGUGUCGGCGAAUUAGCGACCCUUGGAUGGUAGAAGCAGUGCAGUUGAUCCAGUGCUCUUGGACAGCAGAAGAAUCUGCAGCUCUGGUGGCAUCUGUGAAGCUGGCUGGCCAUUUGGGUUGGGAUGGAGUGAAGGAGCAUCUUCUCAGGCAGGGCAUCACGCGCACAAGUGAUCAAUGCCAGAAUCACUGGAGAGAGGUCUGCUCAGCGAAAGCCGGAGACAUUCGGGAUGAGCUGAGCGGCACUGUUGGCGAGAGAUGGCGACACAGAGACAAUGCUAUUAGUGCAGAGAUUGACGCUGUUUUGGAGGAAACUCCCAGCACUGACGCUUCCAGCUCUGACUUGGGCUCUGGAUUGAUCAUUUGGUCGCCUUUGUUGGCUUGCUACCUUGCGCAAGAGAUAUCGCUUGCUCGACCACCUGCUUCCCUGCUGCCAGAGCAGAUCCAAGAAGACUUUCUUGUUGGUUUGUCAGCCUUCUUCCGAACGCCGCUCAUUGACCGCACCGGUGUUCUGAACCAGGAUUGCAGUCUUCGCCUUCACAUUUUGGAUCCUGUGCCACAGAAACAGGCAAGCUUUUGCAAAGAUUUAUCAACAGUCAUGGAUGAGCGGGCAGUAUCGUUGCUCUCGUUGGCAGACACCAAGUGCUGCAAGUUGGAGGUCUUGUGGAGUGGAGGAAUUGACUCCACAUCACUCCUCGUCGCGCUGCUGCGUGCCUUGCACCCUGGAUGGCGUCCAUCAGAGGCACAUCAGCUCAUCGACUCGGCGAAAGAAAUGGAUCGGUUGAUAGUGCGCUGCAGUGCGGACUCCAUAGCAGAGUAUCCAUGGUUCCAUGAGCAUGUGCUUUUGCCGCUGGAGAAGGCUGGAGCGAUUGCCAUUGAGACAUUGGCAGAUUCGGAGGAGGUGACAAUGCUGUGGGAGGGACCCCAAAGCCGAAUCACGGUGACUGGUGAAUGCGGAGAUCAGAUCUUUGGCUCCCAGCUUUUGGAGGCUGCCUUUGUGCCGUCCGAGCUCUAUCCCAUCUAUCACCUUGGGCUUGAUGCUCCUUGGCAGGACACGCUUUUGCAAGUCCUUCUGGACAUGGGUGUGAUCAGGCCUGAGUACAAAGAUCGUUGGCUUGCCUGGUUCACGCCCUUUGUUGCACAAAGCCCCGUUCCGAUCAUCACCACGUUUGACGUGCUGUGGUGGCUGAAUUUGGCAUGCAAGUGGCAGACUGUGUGCCUCAGGCUUUUUCAACGACGCCCGCACCUGUCAUGGUCAGACCUGGACCGGAUUGUUCACUUUUUCCAGACUGAGGAUUUUCAGCAAUGGUCAUUUGUGCCGGAAAAUCAUGCUGCAAAGAUGGCUGACCACAAAGUUUGGUCAACCUACAAGCAGCCACUGAAAGAGUACAUCUUUUGCUACACACAGGACAGAAGCUAUUUCAAUGACAAGCUCAAAGCUGGGUCGCUUUGCCAGGUGAACGAUGCAAGCCACUUCGUAAUCAUGGGCAUCGACAACAAAUUGAAUGUCCUGCGGUUUGGGCCAACCUGCUUGAGCAGAAGACAGAUGGACAAGAAGUAUCCCAAAGAUGGAUUGCGCGCGGCUUUCUGGAGGGAAAAUGGAAUGCACGCGCAGUGUAGAGCUUUUGCGUCGGUUACUUUGGGUUUUGGACGCUUCCAACAGUACAAAUGA